UAUUGUGGUGAGCUGACUCAGAGGAGAUGAUGAGACAUUUGUGUGUCAAAGUCCAGACUGCAGUGUGUGCCUGUGUGCCAACAUGGAGGAAGAGAAGAAGAAGAUUCUGUGUGUCGGCUUAGUUUGUCUUGACAUCAUCAACGUGGUCGACAAAUACCCAGAAGAAGACACAGAUAGCAGGUGUCUGUCCCAGCGCUGGCAGCGAGGAGGAAACGCUUCAAACUCGUGCACGGUGCUGUCGCUGCUCGGUGCACCGUGCGCCUUCAUGGGCUCGCUGUCUGUUGGACUUGUGGCCGAUUUUAUUUUGGAGGAUUUUCAGAAGUUCCACAUCAACGUGUCUCUCGUGUCUGAGCAUGUUCAGUGUGCCCUUCCAGCCUCUGUGGUCAUCAGCAACAUCAGCACAGGAAGCCGCACCAUCAUGCACAUGAACAGGAACCUUCCUGAUGUCACAGCACAGGAUUUCUCCAAAGUUGACCUACGUCAGUUCAAGUGGAUCCACUUGGAGGGCCGAAAUGCUGAGGAACAGGUGAAAAUGAUCCAGCAGGUUGUGAUGUAUAACAGCACAUUGCCACAGCAUCAGAAAAUCACCGUCUCUGUGGAGAUAGAGAAGACCAGAGAGCCACUGUAUCAGCUGUUUCCUCACGGUGACGUGGUGUUUGUCAGUAAAGAUGUUGCUCGUCACUUUGGCUUCCUGACGGCUGAAACUGCUCUGAAAGGACUCUACAGUCGGGUCAAACAGGGGGCUGUCCUAGUAUGUGCCUGGGCAGAAAAAGGAGCGGAUGCUUUGGGUCCUGACGGUUUGGUCAUUCAUUCAGACGCCUUUCCUCCUAAAAAUCUUGUUGAUACUCUUGGAGCUGGAGACACUUUCAACGCUGCUGUCAUCUACACGCUGUCCAAUGGUGGAAGUUUGCAAGACGCUCUGACCUUUGGCUGCAGAGUUGCUGGCAGGAAGUGUGGUUUCCACGGUUACGACAGAAUUGGUGAAAAGUUUGCAGACGACUGAAAGAAGAGGAUUCGGAUUGAUGAUACUGUGGAAAUUAUGUUUGAUCAUUAUCUGAUAAUUUCUUGAAUUACUUGAAGUAGUUAACAUGCUGCUAAUAAAAUGAUGUUAGUUUAACUUUGAUGUAGGGUUAGGGAGUUUUAAUGAAGUAACAUCAUUUAAAAAUGUAUUUAUCUCUAUUUUUUCAAUGCCAAUAAAUGAAGUGAAAUGUGACACCAUUAGAUUCAUUCAAUAAUCACCUUCUGUCUUGAAGUUUUUGUUUUCAUUAAAUUUUAUUUUAGUCAACAAUGCGUCAUGUGACAUAGGUGGUGCAGAGUGGGUCACGCACCAAGAUGGCCACAGUUUGUAGCUGCCCAUAUGUUGUUUCUAUGAUCAGACAAAACUCAGACUUAAUCAUCACUGAUUUAAUUGUAAAUAAUAUAAAGGGUUUGAUGUAGACCUGAAAACUUCUGUCAUCAUUUGGAAAUUUCAAAAUAAAAUUUACUUUAGGUUUACUGCUUUACAAAUGUCUGUGUGCAUGUGUACAUGUCUCAGCUGUUGCUUCCUGUCAAACGCUCAGUGGAUUGUUGAUCAAUUUAGUCCAUAAAUCAUGCUGCGGGUGCAGAGUGUUUGCUUGUUGAAUAAAACUUUCACAUA
This is a messenger RNA of Larimichthys crocea (large yellow croaker), 1636 nucleotides long. It is a transcript of the gene khk, whose product is annotated as ketohexokinase. The coding region runs from base 83 to 1003 and encodes 306 amino acids. The transcript is spliced from 8 exons. Gene Ontology annotation, biological process: fructose metabolic process. Gene Ontology annotation, molecular function: ketohexokinase activity. NCBI's taxonomy places the organism in Eukaryota, Metazoa, Chordata, Actinopteri, Sciaenidae. The record is from RefSeq and is a predicted model, not a curated record.